This is a messenger RNA of Bradysia coprophila, 4705 nucleotides long. RefSeq lists its product as uncharacterized. Gene Ontology annotation, biological process: regulation of transcription by RNA polymerase II. Lineage: Eukaryota; Metazoa; Arthropoda; Insecta; Diptera; Sciaridae. Gene Ontology annotation, cellular component: nucleus. The record is from RefSeq and is a predicted model, not a curated record. Gene Ontology annotation, molecular function: RNA polymerase II cis-regulatory region sequence-specific DNA binding; DNA-binding transcription factor activity, RNA polymerase II-specific.
CGAAAUAAUUCAACGAACACAAAGUGUUAUCGGUGUUGUGUUGCAAGCGUAUGUAACAUUACAAUAAUAUUAAUUGAUCCAAUGCGCGAUUAUACUCAGCUACGUAAAGUGUGUAAUACGUUUAUCUCGUUACUGUUUCGUGUGUUUCAGUACGGUGUUGAGCGCUGAUCAAACGUUUUCCACAAAAUAUUCGUAAAUUUGAUAUUAUUUCGGUUAUGUAAGUGCGAAUACAUGUGAAUGAAUUUCAUACUGAUUGCAAGUACUUCGUACAGUACAGUAUACCGAUGUCGCAUUAAUAAUAAUUAUCUUUUCCUCGCAGAAAUGUUAUUUUGCAAUUUAGAACAGAAUUAGCAAUCGAUUGAAGUGUAGAAAACAAAUUACCGCAUGUGAAAGACAUAUUUAUGACACGUAUACGCUAUACUGAAUACGGUGUUCGAAAAAGUGAAUGAAAUUCUCUGGCACAAUUGAGAGAAUUCCGAUUUAAAAACGGUUUCCAACUAAAAUGUGAAUGUUCGACUGGAGACCACGACAACAAUGUUCUUAUAAAUAAUUGCAUUUGAACAGAUGGAUACGCGAACUUAACCCCACAAUGGACUUAGAACCUGUUUUCGAUCUCUCGGAUGAAUGGCCGUCGAAUCCGGACGAUUUGCUCGACUCUCUUUUCCUGAACGAUGGCUUUUUAAGCGAUUUCGAUGGGAAUAUCAACUUCAAUGACCUACCAUCCACCGUGGUGAAAGAUCGAAUAUCGCCAGAUCUGUCGACCGAACCGGAAUUCCACGGUUUCGUCAACGACAUGAACCAUAAACCGGUCAACGAUGUAUCCGAAUACAUCAAUUAUUCCGCCAACAAUCAGUCGACAUCUAGUAAUGGUUCCGAUAGUGGACUGUCCAGCGACAAUAUGGAUAAUAUGGAGGUUGAUAUAAGUCCCGAUUAUGAGCCACUGAGUCCAACAUUAUCGUCGCCAGGACCAUCAAUUAGUGAGCGUGGUGGUCAGAAUUCUCCACCGCGUACAGCAUUCAUGCAACCAAUGCGUCAGCCGAUGAAGCCGAAGUCAACGAUCAUCGCAUCUUCAUCGAAGGUUGUCGGUAAGCACCAACCAAUGCCAUCGAAUAUCAGAACGGCGGUGCAGCAGAAGAAAGAGGUCAAAAUCUAUAAAAUGACUCCGGCCACUCAAGUCGUGACGGCCGGAUCGACCAACAAAAAGGUUACGAUUCAAAUGAAGGAUUCACCAAUUGCUGUCAAACCGCAGUCGACCGGAAAAUUCGUCAUCAACAAGCAGAAUCCGAAUGUUCAAGGUGUGCGCAAAUUGAUUCGUGUGCAGAAUCCGUCGAAUCCACGCUCCAUACUGUUACCGGUCUCAUUUCAAGAUGUUAAAGAUUUUCGCACAAUUAAAAUCAUCAAUGCGUCGAGUCUGAACAACAAAUCGUCCAACAUAAAAAUGGCUGCCGCUAAUCUGUUGCAACAAUCGAAGAAAGGAUUGGUCCCGAAGAAUGUGUUGGUGUCCAAGGAGCAGCUUAUCGACGACUCAAUGUCCGACCAUACAUCCGACGCAGAAAGCUACGUUUUCGACGACGUUAUGAUGACAUCAAACUCAUUGGCUACACCAUCCGAAACGGGCAAUAACAGCGAUUCGUCGGACAGUAAUCACGAUACCCAAUCUUCGUAUCCGAAAUUGACGUUGACCAAUGAAGAGAAACGGCUACUGGCCAAAGAAGGCAUAUCGCUGCCCGGUAAUUAUCCAUUGACCAAACACGAGGAGCGUGAAUUGAAGCGCAUCCGACGAAAGAUUCGCAACAAGAUAUCGGCUCAGGACUCGCGUAAACGAAAGAAGGAAUACGUUGACGGAUUGGAGGAACGCGUCAAACAAUGCACCGAUGAGAAUCAGACGCUCAUCAAACGUAUCAAACAGCUGCAGAGCCAGAAUCACAAUUUGAUGAGCCAAAUGAAAAAGUUACAGACACUGCUCACCAAAGGCACCAGUAAAACGGCUCAGCCGGCCACAUGUCUCAUGGUGCUGUUGCUCAGUUUGGCGCUGGUUGCCGUUCCGAAUCUGAAACUUGGACAAAAUCCCAAAGAGACUGAAUUGACGGACGUGCUGGAGGAGAGCUUGUUACAGAAUCGUAGAAGUCUAUUGUUUGACACAAAGCAGCAGUUCGGUGAUGCGUUAGUGGACGAAGAAAUGAAUUUGGAUGACAUUCUUGCAUUCAACGACCAAGUCAGCGAACAUAACUAUGCUGCCGAUGUGGAGAGCAUCGUUUCCGGCGUAUCGAUGGCAAAGAAACCGCGAACAUUCAUUGAGUUCGACGUGGACGAUAAAAUUUGGAAACCGCCAACCGGUGCGGCAAGCGAUUUCGACGGUAAGGCCAACGAAUUCCACGAUCAGAUGAAGAGUUCGCAUAGCAGCGGUUUCAACAUAGACCGGCCGCUGAAUGAUGAUGUGCUGAGCACACAGCCGAAAGAAUUGUACGAGAUGAAGUUGGAUACGAUUUCGUCGUUUGCAAAGGGCGGAGCCGAAGUCGAGAUCAUGCAUGAUAAAGUGAUGAUUGGCGGCAAUGACGAGGAAAGAAAAAAACUGAAUGCGUCGCAAAUAAGUGGCAGUGAAAGGAAGAUUUUGAUGAAGGGAGCUUAAAGCCGUUCUUUAUCGCGAGCGCAUUUAGUUGGUUGCUCCUAAUUUGUAUACGUGUGCACCGUCACCGGAUUAAAUCUUGUCGGUGUGCGCGUGUAUGUGUGUGUGUAUGGAGCACGUAAAUUAAAAUAAUAAAUGAAGUAUGAAACAUGGACGGAGGACAUGAAUGCAAUCAUCCGUGUAAUAAGAGAACCAACGCGCGUUAAUUUAACUUAUAUAUAAAUUAGGUAUGAUUUAGUGCUACUAGCGUUUAAGUGAAAACUUGUUUUACAGAAACAAAUUCAAAUUUUGUGAAAAAUUAUUUUCAGUUUUGUUCUUUUUAGUUCUUAGGUCAGAGAUUUAUGAUUUUACUCGUUUUCAUUUAUAUUGUUUUAUAUAAAACAAAUUUCUUCUAUUUUUACCGUUAAAGAUUAAUAAAAAUAAUUUUUGAAUUAAAAGUAAAUUAAAAUUAAAAUCACUAUAAGAUUGUAACACCACAGAUACACCCACACUCACACACACACACUAUAUUGUCUAUAUACGUCACUGUUAGGAUCAAAAGUCGGUCUUUUCCAUCUGUCAAACUGUCAAAAUAAACGAUUAUCUGACUUAUUCGCAUAAAUAUUUUCGUUUGACAUUUAAAACGUCACUUUGACAGAUGUAAUAGACCGACUUUCGACCCUAACAGUCACAUGCACUAAUCCAAAGGUGAAUGCAUUUCUAUAGAAUGUCGUUUAUUGUUAGGCCGACACCAAAUUUAUUUUUGUACGCAAUGAGCAAGUAGCCAUGAUUUCUUACUCUGGCCACACAUAGCAACGCUGUAUAUACGUAAUAUCAAAUUUUUCUUUUGUUCGCCUGUCAAGUUUGACAUAAUAACGCGGCACAGACCUAAUGAAAAUUUUGACAUUCAAAGCAGCUCAUUGGUCUCGUCAUUAGGCUCUGUACAGAGUUGCAUGAACAUAAAUUGACUAAAAUUUUACGUCGACAACGAAUGGAUGGUAAUAAACGAACGUUAUUAGUUUUUGGUUGAACGACCAUAAUGGAUGGGAAUUCUGCUACUGAAAUAAUAAUACUGUGAAAUAGUGCCCGAAGGACGCUUCGAAUUUUUGUAUAAAAAUGUUCAAUUUUUGGGCCUUUUGUAAGUGAGUUUCAUGUAUAGUACCCGACCAGUUUAAACAUGCAUACUUCAUCUAAAAUUAACAUUUGUUUUAACAAUUAAUCAGAUUAAGUAAUUCGAGUCUAUUGAGUCUUCAAUCGUCCCACAUAUACGUUUACCAUUUAACGGAAUUAAUUGUAAUGUGGUAUCGAAUAUUCCGUGUUCCAUAAAAGUCAUUCACUAAGAAGUUUUCAUCUUUGCCAAUUGAUCUACUUGGACAUCAUUGAACUGUGUUGAUGGAAAUAAAUUCAAAUGAAAAAAAAAAUCUCACAGCAAUGUUCAAUGGCAUUGUACCUCGGUACAUUCAUAAAAAAAUCUUUUUAUUUUAAAUCUAAUUUUAGCUGUGAUUAUUCAUUAAAAAUUAUUAAUUUUAUCAUUGGAAUAGCAAGCGUGCAAAUGGGACUAUUUUGUGGGGAUCAUGCAGAGUGGUUAAUAAGUGACCUAUUCGUUAUUGGUUAACUACAGUAAUUGCGCUAUGUAAGGGCCUAUCAUUGUCGAAAUUACUGAAAAAUUACCGAAAAUCGGUAAAUUUCGGUCAUUUUGAAACAACUUUCGACGAAAGUUUUUCGUUAAUUUUUAGCAAACUUUGGUAAUUUUCCGUCAAUUUUGAGCAAAGUUGCGGUUACUUUUCGGUAAUUUUAAUCAAAUUUUCAGUUGGAUAGUUUUGAACAAACUUGCAGUAAAUUUUCGGUGAACUUUCGGUUAUUUUGAGCAAAUUUUUGUUAUAUUUCGGCCGUUUUCGGUAAAUAAAAUUCUCAAUAAUAUGCCCUGGCCUAGUAUGGUGAUGUUCUAACACUUAGUCGCAAGUAGUUUGGCGUUUGAAAUUAAUUAGCGUUAAAAAAUGGAACUAUUUUUGUUAUAAUUUUAUGGAUUAAGUGACUAAAAGUGCAAGUAAUUGUCUAAACAAAAUAAUCUUUUUGAAUAUAAAACUUAUCGAAGUAAGG